Heterobasidion irregulare TC 32-1 is the source of this 162-nucleotide messenger RNA. RefSeq lists its product as uncharacterized. The record is from RefSeq and is a predicted model, not a curated record. The transcript has a single exon. NCBI's taxonomy places the organism in Eukaryota, Fungi, Basidiomycota, Agaricomycetes, Russulales, Bondarzewiaceae. The annotation marks the transcript as partial.
ACUAGGCAUGCUGACUUGGAGACUCAACAAGAUCGCUUCUGGUCCCAGAGUGAACUAGAUGCAUGGGAUGCAUUAGAUGAUCUGGGAAACUAUAACAAUACAGAUCCCUAUUAUCAACCUGAUGAAGGUGGUGACAGAUAUCAGGGUAACAACUACCAAUAG